GACCAAAGAUUCAUCUCCUUUUCAUUUCAUUGCUUGCUUCUUCUUCUUCUUUAAGCUCUCAAGCUCACACUGGUUCCUUACAAAUUCACAAUAUUUAACUUUCAAACCAUUCAAUUAAGCAAAAAAGCAAAGAAUUUGACCCUUUUUUUCCUUUAAUUUUGACCCUUUUUCUCUGGAUUCGUAAAAAAAAGGGAGUUUUAAAGAUGUUUCAGUUAUUGUUCAUGGUGAUAUUCUCCGAGAUGGCGGUGAUCAUGGUAUUAUCAUUCAAAACACCGCUAAGGAAGCUGACUCUAAUGGUUUUGGAUCGGGUGAAACGUGGACGGGGACCGUUGAUGGUGAAGACCGUGGCGGCAACGAUAGCGGUAGUGAUGAUAUCGAGCGUUUACAGCAUGAUGACGAUCCAGAAGCGGUGGAUCGAUGAUGGAUCGGCUAAUCCGACUGAACAGAUCCUCAUGGUCAAGCACCUUCUCGAAGCUACUCUAAUGGGGGGAGUACUAUUCCUAGCACUGAUGAUAGACAGAUUGCACCAUUAUAUCCGAGAACUUCGGAUUCGAAGGAAGAGCAUGGAAGCUAUCAAGAAACAGGGUCCUGAGGAUGGAAAGUCGAGCGGCUCCGACAAAGUUAAGGCCUUGGAGGGAGAAGUAACUACCCUGCAGGCAAAAUUGAAGCAGCUAGAAUCCGAUCUCGAAACAAAGACAAAAGAAAUGGAUGCUGCAGAAGCUAAUGCAGUUGCUUUAAGGAAACAGUCCGAAGGUUUUCUUCUCGAGUAUGAUCGGUUACUCGAGGAGAACCAAAACCUUCGGAACCAAUUGGAAUCUUUGGAACAGAGCCCGUCGCGUUCGGGGAAUAAGAAGAAUACUUGAGGAAAAUGAGGACCUAUGGUAAAUUUUCUUUUUUCUUAAGUUUCAUUAUCGUUUCAAUAUCAUUUUUAAUAUAGUUAUGCAAUGGAUUUGUGGGUUGCAGCAGUUUAGUUUAUAUGAUUCAUGUAUGAGUUUUGAAGUUUUUUAAGUGUGGACAGAAAAAAAAAAUACAAAGAGAAAGAGAAAAAAAAAACGUUAGAGAAAUUAAGCCUCUCUUUGUGUAUUUUUUUGGGUUGAUGUGUAUGAUUUAAGUAGGAAUUAAAAUGUUGAAUGGAUGAGUUUUUUUACUUGACA
Molecule: messenger RNA, 1154 nt
Organism: Gossypium raimondii (Peruvian cotton)
Lineage: Eukaryota; Viridiplantae; Streptophyta; Magnoliopsida; Malvales; Malvaceae
Exons: 2
Coding region: 204-863 (219 amino acids)
Biological process (GO): intracellular protein transport; endoplasmic reticulum to Golgi vesicle-mediated transport
Cellular component (GO): endoplasmic reticulum; endoplasmic reticulum membrane
Source: RefSeq, a predicted model, not a curated record